GAUCUAUUCUUAGUAUUUAAUGGCCAAUGUGGCUGCCACCUCAUCGUGAAUGUCGUGAUGCUGUGGAUGUUAUGUGAGCGUAGAACUUUUUCUUGGUGACACGGAACAACAUCUCUUUUCAAGGUGAUUGUUGAGCCUAAUGACUAAAAUGGUUCAGGCUCACGUGAAGACUUUCCUGACGAUUUUAUUAGUCGUCCAGGUUCAUGGCAUCAUGUUCUUCCUGGAGCCCAACAGUCACAAGUGUCUAAAAGAGGAGGUCCACGCAAAUGUACUCGUCACGGGCGAGUACGAGGUAUCCGAGGCGAUGGGUCAGAAGGCGAAUUAUGUGAUUCAGGACUCCAAAGGACAUAUAUUGUCUCAAAAGGAGGAUAUUCCCCAUGGGAAGCUGUUGAAGUUCUCUUUUGUAACAGAAACCUAUGACACUUUUGAGAUAUGCUUCAUUUCGCGCGUUCCAAAUCAUCAACGUGGUAUCAGGCAAGAAGUUACGCUGAUUACAAAACGCGGCAUUGAAGCAAAGAGUUACGAAGGCUUGAUCGGUGAAGCAGCCAAGUUGAAACCAGUAGAAGUGGAAUUGAAACGAUUGGAAGACUUGUCCGAGGCGAUAGUGCAAGACUUCGCCAGAAUGCGUAAGAACGAAGAAGAAAUGAGAGAUACAAAUGAGGCCACAAACACUCGAGUAUUAUACUUCAGUUUAUUUUCGAUAUUUAUCCUCUUCGGUUUGUCCACUUGGCAACUCUUCUACUUCCGGCGCUUCUUUAGGAUGAAGAAACUCAUUGAAUAAAUACGUUUGUGACAAAUAAUAUAAAUGUAAAAAAUAUACUUAUUUUUGUUUGAA
Mycetomoellerius zeteki is the source of this 835-nucleotide messenger RNA. It is a transcript of the gene bai, whose product is annotated as transmembrane emp24 domain-containing protein bai. Bases 140 to 781 code for a protein of 213 amino acids. The record is from RefSeq and is a predicted model, not a curated record. NCBI's taxonomy places the organism in Eukaryota, Metazoa, Arthropoda, Insecta, Hymenoptera, Formicidae. The transcript is spliced from 6 exons.